Molecule: messenger RNA, 438 nt
Organism: Hydatigera taeniaeformis
Lineage: Eukaryota; Metazoa; Platyhelminthes; Cestoda; Cyclophyllidea; Taeniidae
Source: the annotation of a GenBank genome assembly
AUGGACGAAUCCUUCGUCGACUUGAUGUCGCACAGCGACUCCGAAGAAUUUCCUGAUGAUAUAGAUACGGAGUUUUAUCGCGCCGAUGACUGUGAAGAUUCUUUGGAGUACCAAAACCCAGAAUUUAUUCCUCUUACUCCUGACAUGUUGGUUCAGUAUAUGUUGGAAACGGUGAACGCCGUUCACCAGAUUACUACACUUCCCAAAACUAUAAUCAGGUUACUUCUUGAUUACUUCAAAUGGGACAAAGAUGCUCUCAUUGAACAAUACUUUGAGCACAGUAAUCCCCACAAUUUCGUCAAAUCAACCAUUCUGCCGUCGUUAGUUGAAAACAACGAUGAUAUACCGUCGUUAGUCCUCCGAUCCUACACCGAUGCUUAUGGUAAUGGUGAGUUUCUUUGGUCGCUGCUGUUAGUUUUUGUCUCCACUGACUUGUGA